AUGUUUCGAGUAAUCACGAGAGGAAUUCAUUCCCUCAAACCCCAGGAGUUCAUCAAAUUAAAGAACUUCUGCACAGCCAAACACUUGAACAAAUCACCCAACGAGCUAGAACUCUUGGGGGAGAGAUACGUAACCGACGAAUGGACAAAUAUCACACCAAAAAUAAUAGAAAAAUUGGGGCGUAAUAUUCACACAAAGAAAUAUCAUCCCCUGUCCCACGUUCGUCAGAGGAUAGUGAAUUAUUUUUAUAGUCACUACAAGAACAAAUGUGGAAAUCCUCUAUUCAGUGUCUUCGACAAUCAGAAGCCGAUAGUGUCGGUCCACCAGAAUUUUGAUUCACUCCUGAUUCCGAGGGAUCACCCGAGCCGGAGCAAAACCGAUUGUUAUUACAUAAAUAAUGAGUCAUUGCUGAGGGCACAUACAACAGCUCAUCAGUCUGAGCUCAUCUCCAUGGGACUGAACAAUUUUCUUGUCGUUGGAGAUGUGUACAGACGAGAUGAAAUCGAUGCCACUCACUAUCCGGUGUUUCAUCAGGUCGAUGCUGUUAGAUUAUGCAAUACUGAGGAGAUAUUCGAGAAUGUCACUGAUCCUGAGGGACUCCAGUUGUUCGAGAACAAGGGAAAGGAGAGCAGUGAGAAGCAGGCUGCACAUACUUUGGAAGCUACGAAGAUUAUGGAGCACGAGUUGAAGAGGGAUUUGGUGGGACUUGCCGAGGUAUUAUUUGGACAAGACGUAAAAUGUCGUUGGGUGGACCAGUACUUCCCCUUCACUCAUCCAUCCUGGGAACUGGAAGUCUUCUACAAUAAUCAGUGGCUGGAGGUUCUGGGAUGUGGUAUCAUGAGGCAAGAAAUCUUGAAAAAUUCUGGAGUAAAUGACAGAAUCGGUUGGGCAUUCGGUCUAGGGCUGGAAAGGCUAGCAAUGUGUCUCUACAACAUCCCAGACAUCAGAUUGUUUUCCAGCACAGACUCGGGAUUUCUAAGCCAAUUCCACUUCGAUGAUCCAAACACUCCAGUAACGUACAAGCCAAUCAGUGUCUAUCCCCAGUGUUCCAACGACUUGAGCUUUUGGUUACCAGAGAAUCAGGAAUUCUCUUCAAACGAUUUUUACGAUUUGGCCCGUGAUAUCGGUGGUGAUAUCAUCGAACAAAUUUCCCUUAUCGAUAAUUUCACUCACCCAAAGACAAAGAAAAUAUCUCACUGUUACAGAAUAAUUUACAGGCACAUGGAGCGUACCCUGACUCAAAAAGAAGUAACAAAAAUUCACACAGAAAUAGCCAAAAAUGCAGAAAAAAAUUUAAACAUAACGCUCAGAUAAAAUCAACAAAAUAAAAAAUAUAUUAAAUUAA
Molecule: messenger RNA, 1345 nt
Organism: Diachasmimorpha longicaudata
Lineage: Eukaryota; Metazoa; Arthropoda; Insecta; Hymenoptera; Braconidae
Gene: PheRS-m
Product: Phenylalanyl-tRNA synthetase, mitochondrial
Exons: 3
Coding region: 1-1314 (437 amino acids)
Biological process (GO): phenylalanyl-tRNA aminoacylation
Cellular component (GO): cytoplasm; mitochondrion
Molecular function (GO): ATP binding; tRNA binding; phenylalanine-tRNA ligase activity
Source: RefSeq, a predicted model, not a curated record